Messenger RNA from Trichoderma harzianum CBS 226.95, 1033 nucleotides. RefSeq lists its product as hypothetical. NCBI's taxonomy places the organism in Eukaryota, Fungi, Ascomycota, Sordariomycetes, Hypocreales, Hypocreaceae. The coding region runs from base 191 to 907 and encodes 238 amino acids. The transcript has a single exon. The record is from RefSeq and is a predicted model, not a curated record.
UUGGCUGACUCGGCCGACUUUGUCAUAAGUGCUACAGCCAACAUGGCCCACGGCAAGCUUCCCUCCUACAUCUACAGGUACCCCACCUUUUGGGUGCCUAACCACCAAAAACUCCCACCCGUUUGACUAGCUAUCAGACAAAACGACUACGAUUUUUUCAUUUACGGUCCCAUCUGGGGACCCUGGAGAGAUGGAAACAUCUGCAAACCCUCCAGAUAACCAGAACAGAACGAAACCCGUCGCCCCCGGACCAGCGACAGCCUUCCAACCACCGAAGGAGGUGACCCCCUCAGGCCCAAAAACGGGAGAGGUUACGGUCCUCCCCUUCACCCCCAAGAAGAAAAGACGCUUCGGAGAAGCCCUCGGCGCGGACAAAAUGCCCUCGCCCAGUUUCAACAGAGCAAGACCGAGCGCAGCGGCGACGGCGACCGCGGCGCAGACAGCCUCGAGAGGCCUCAUCGCCUCCAUCUUCAACGGUGCAAAGGAAGCCACCGACCUAAACAAAGAGGGGAAAUCCCUCACCAGGAACAAAAUCAUGAACCAAAUCAACGAAAUCAACGCACAACAGCGGGCCAGACAAGACGUGGUAUUGAACAUAGCUAUGGCUAUCGACUCCUGCCUGGCGCAAUACACCUCCCAGCUCUCCUCAGCGGUGGCAGAACAAGUCCGCUUAUGCCUGAACACCGCUCUUGAAAACUUCGUCGCCUCCCACAUCAACCCUAAGGGGAGGCCCAAAGACCCUGAGAAAUUAGGCAGCAAAGAAAGAGCUGCCCAACCAACUAAGACAACGUCAGCCAACACAUCUCACAACAAGAAGGACAAAUCAGACGCCGCCAGGACCCCUACUACAGCGGGAGCUCCCGCGUCCACUGGAAAAGCGGGCCAGAAGGACCCUAGGGUCACGUAGGCAUAGAUCGCGUCAUAAGAAAACACUCACAACAAAAACCCUCAGAAGGGAAUCGACAACCUAAAGCAUUCCUCCAUAGGCGGCAGAGGGCCGGCCCCCGCUACCAACGGAAAGAACACAGAUAAA